AAAAAUUAUCUGUUAUUGCACCCUUCUACUCGCUGCCUUAUCCGGCGACGGCGCUCACUGCCUCCACCGCCGUUGUGGAGGAGUGGUGGUCUGCAGCAAUUGUUGUUGUAGUAGGAGAAAGAAGAAAGAGAAACAACAAGGUGGUGUGGUGUGGUGGUAGGCAUCAUUGUAUGAGGAAGAAGAUGUAGUGAGGUGGUGGCCAUGGCCCUUUUUGGUGGGUGGCGGUCAUAGGCAAUGGAGGAAGAGUUGUGUUGGGUGGCUAACAACAGAGGUGGUGGUUUGAGAGAUGACUUGCUAGAACAUGAGUGAGGGAAGAGGAAAGCAAGGAAGGAGAUGCUGGAGAGCAGGAGGGAUGAGGGAAAAAAAAAUUCAGCAUUCACAAAAUGACAUAAUUUUAUAUUUCUUUUAAUCUUAUUUGUUAUUUUCUUUUAAAAAAUAAUUAAUGGCUAGUUUAACUCACUUAGCCCUCUCAUGUUUCUUUUUCAAUUGAGAAGAUACGUUUCCAUUUCUUGAGCAUAAUAAUUUCCUUCUGAUGCCAUCAUGCUUUGCUGUGGAUAACCAGAGAAGAGCACUGUGCAGGAGAAAAGAAUCUGCCAUGGAACCAACUUGCGCUGCUCAUGCCAUGGAAUGGAGCAUUCAACUCGAAAUGGCCCUCCGUUCCACUAAACCAGGUGUUCCUGUCAAAGCCAUAUUGGAAAUGGAGCCUCGCCUUCAGCAAUGGAGUAGAGAGCCUGAAUCUGUCAUUGCUUCCAAUGCCAUGUUUGGUCUUGUUCCAGGGUUUUCUUAUCUGAACAAAAGCACUAUGAUAACAAGAAGAAAAAGAGGUGUAAAGGGUUGCUGUCAGAGGCCAGAGUAGCUAACCAAUUGGAGUUGUUGAAGCAAGUGAAAUCUGUUUUUGAUAGUGGGGAUUUGAAGUCAAGGGCACUGGCUUUGGUUCUGUUUGGUUGUUGGGCAGAUUUUUCUAAAGACAAUGCUCAGAUACGAUACUUGAUAUUUUCCAGCCUUGUUUCUCCUCAUGAUUGUGAGGUUAGAGCAUCUUUGUUUGCUACUGGAUGCUUUUGUGAGAUGUCAGAUGAUUUUGCGUCUAUUGCACUGGAGAUGCUGUUUAAUAUAAUGAAUUCAUCUUCAGCAUCUUUGCUUGUAAAGUUGACUGCAGCCCGAGUUCUCGCGAAAUGCAAGUCCUCCUAUUCAAUUGCACAUAAAGCGUACAAGAUGGGUAUGGAGUUAGUAUUCAAUUCCUUGGAUGAAGAUGUUUUGGUAGCUAUGCUAUUCUCACUCUCAAAACUGGCUUCCAUUUUAAUGCUUUUUAACUCCAAUCAGGUGGACUUUCUUCUUUCAUUUCUCAAUCAAGAAAGAACUGCACAUGUACGAGAAACAGGGAUAAAAUGCUUGCAUUUUUUGUUUGAAAAAGAUCCGUGUCUGCACCCAGUUAAUUCAGGUCUAAUCCAUGGGUUAUUCUCCAUAAUGGAGGAACCUGGAAUUUCGAUGGCCAUGCAAUAUAAAGCUCUAAAGGUCUUGCACAAGGUCCUGCUUUCAAUUCCACCUUCUUUACUUCACGUGGAAUUUUGUGAAUUUGUCAAGCUUCUAAAUGUUGCUGAGAACACAAGACAAUAUCCAGUCUCAAGGAAUAGCUGUUUGGCAAUUCGUAUUCUGGCAGAUUUGUGUUGUAGGACGGUGGACAGAACAAAUAAUGUCAAUGGUGUUUUUUGUUGUUCUUCUCUGCCAUCUCGUGUUAUCUCCUUAAUCAAAGAUCAUAUCAAACUUUUGGUGAUGCCAUUGUUGAAAGCUCGCCAAAAUGAUUUGACAAUUUGUCAGGAUCUCCAGGGUCUGCUAAAGAUUCUUCUAAUUAUCGUUGAAACUCAUCCUUAUCUAGGUUCCUUGGCACUUGAUAACAUAAAAUCAGUGGUUGAAUAUCUUGUGACUGUUGCUUCUACUGAUCAUGCAGUACCAUCAGCUCAUCUAGCUGUAGAUUUUAAAGUUGAAAAAAACAAUUUCUUUAUUUUAAAACUUAUUCGCAAAAUAUACAGAUUUCUGGUGGCAUGCCUUGAAAAUCUUUAUAAAGCCAGUGCCAUCAAUGCUGAAGUGUUGAGUAGAGUGAAGAUUUUGGCUGACCUUGUGUGCCAGUGUAGUUUAAUUGAUUGCUAUACGUACACAAUGUACCAUCUGCUAUUGCACAAUCAACCUGUCUGGGAUGGCUUGGAUCAUGAGAAUGAUGAAACACAUGAUUAUCUUUGUAUAUAUCCUGAUAGUUGUCUUACUAAAUGCACAGAGUUUGUUAAGAAAGUCCUGACUGAAACAGAUGGUUGGACUGCUUACAAGGUUGGUGCACAUGCAGCGUGUCAAGGUGAAUGGUUGUUAGCUACAACUAUAUUCAGGACAUUAAUAGAGAAAGUGAAGUCUGAUUCAUGCUGUAGCUGGUUAAAAUCAUUAUUCCAUUAUGCUCAUUCUGAAGGAAAAAUCCAGCUUCUUAGUCUACCAAAACAGGGAACCACCUCAAUGGAGUUGUUGGAGACUGUCAAAUUUCCUUUAAAUCCUUUUGAUUACAUGGAUAAGACAUGUCCAAAUCUUGCUGGGCAUAUCAAUGAUAGCCAUUACUAUGAUGAGCUUACACAAUCUCAUGUGGCACUUUGCUCUUCCUUGAAAAUUUUAGAAGCAUCUGUAAAAGGUUCUCAAGCAUUUUGUUUCCAGAGGUGGUUUUUAUCAUUAAGAUCUAGAGUUUUGGAAAAUUUAGUAGGUCUGUUUAAUGCUUUGAGAGAAGUUUCAUUGAACUUAGAUGGGAAUUUCAAUCAAGUAGAGUUUGAGAGCAGUGAUAUGCUUCAAGGCCUGAAAUCUUGUAAAGUUAUUUCUCAAAUUUCUUUUCAAUUGUGUAGGCUAGCUGAAGAAUUUGAUCUAUUUGGAAGAUCUGUCAUUGGGAUGGACAGUGAAAGUUCUGCAUUCCUUGCUUCUCAUGGCUUGAGUUGUUCAGUAUUAGCAUUUGCUGCUGCUUUUGGAGUUUCUAACAUAGAGCAGUAUUCUCAUGGAAUUUUUGUUGGUGACAAAACCUCCUGUAAUUUACAGGCCUUGACAAUACAACAUUUAAUGAGACAAUUAUGGUGUGUAGAUCAUGAAAUCAGAGCAAGUCUCUCUUUGCUGUUGGAUUACUUUGACCAGAACAAGAACAGUUUACCCCUGCUGCAUAUGUAUCAAACUUGGAACAUUGGUUAUAAAGAUAGAGCGGUGCUUGAUAUUUGUAGUUAUGCUGUUUCUUGUGCUGUCCGUUUGCAAAAUGAGAGAACUGCAUCUCAAUUUACCAAGAAUGCUUUAUUACUAACUUUCAAUACUUUGAUAAAAUGGAUGCACAUUCAUUUUCGGAUUCCCAGGUUUUUCUUCGAAAUAAGGCAGUUUGUUGGGUCUGAGCUCUAUGUCCACAAUGAGGACUCAACAGAUGGGGUUGCUAUAUCUGUUUUGCCAGGCUUCCACCUAACAUUGAACAUUUGUCUUCAAUUGAAAAAUGUGUCAUUAAACCUCCAUGCUAAGGCAGCCAAGUUGUACUGCAUCCUUCAUUGCAGUACUACCUCCCUCGUCUCAGAUGGAGAAACUGUGGGGCACUCGUGUUCUGGAUAUGAAGCUUGGAAAGAUGAUGAAAUUGUUGAAUUGAACAAGAAGUUGUUUUACCUUGUGUUAGAUAAUAUGGCAGACAAGAGAACAAGGGGCUUGCGUAAUAGGGGCAAUGUUAAUAGGGUUGUUGAGGCAUUUUUGGAUUUUGAACCUAAUGAGAAAGGACAGGGGUUUUCACUAUGCACACUCGAUGUUUCUGACUUUCCUGUGGGUUCUUAUAGAAUCAAAUGGCAUAGCUGUUUGGUUGAUAGUCAUGAUUCCUAUUGGAGCCUCCUUCCUUUGAACUUGGGACCUGUAUUUGUUAUAAAAACUCUGGUUGGCUAAUCUGCAAUGAAAGCAUAGCAAUUAACUUAAAGAUGCAUUACAUUUACAAGCACAAUAACAAUUUCGUUUGGUUUUUAUUAGAUUGAUCUGUUAGAUGAUUGGAUCAUUCAAAUUUAGUUAUUGUCACUGAACAUGUUCUUCCAAAUUUUAUCAUGGAUGGUAACCAUUGGCAAUGCACAUAUGUUUGGUGGUGAAAUUCAUGUAAUUCAUCAUCACGUGUUAU
Molecule: messenger RNA, 4144 nt
Organism: Abrus precatorius (Indian licorice)
Lineage: Eukaryota; Viridiplantae; Streptophyta; Magnoliopsida; Fabales; Fabaceae
Exons: 10
Coding region: 1066-3921 (951 amino acids)
Biological process (GO): snRNA 3'-end processing
Cellular component (GO): integrator complex
Source: RefSeq, a predicted model, not a curated record